Messenger RNA from Colletotrichum lupini, 8154 nucleotides. Its product is annotated as immunoglobulin I-set domain-containing protein. The record is from RefSeq and is a predicted model, not a curated record. NCBI's taxonomy places the organism in Eukaryota, Fungi, Ascomycota, Sordariomycetes, Glomerellales, Glomerellaceae. Bases 1 to 8154 code for a protein of 2717 amino acids. The transcript is spliced from 25 exons. Gene Ontology annotation, molecular function: DNA binding.
AUGCUGACGAGGCGCAUCGGAGCCAAGUUGGAGAAGAUAUACACCCAGAACUCAUCUGGCAUGCGCCGCGACAUCGUAUCGUGGAUUAUUUGGCAAGUUUGUCGUGAUCUUGUUAAGAAACCGCAUCGAAUUCUCUAUGUCUUCCUCAAGUGGAAUAAGGUGUUUUCAGUUGGUGGUAUUUCAAUCCAAACUCAAAUCAGGCUCAAGGCAGAGACCUUCAUGGCUUGUCGUUGUAAGAUGACUGAGCUGAUUGAUGCGAGGAUCGUCGAUUCGGCCGCCGUUUGGGCCAAGCCGGGGCCGAGAGACUGGGUGGAGUCUUUGAGUGAUAGAACCAAUGAGAGAUCAUCAAAGACACUAGUCUACAUCCGGGUCAGCGCCCAAUUGCUCUCAGCUCGGUGCAGGUGCAGUGAAUUGCUGGUCGAGCACAGCUCGCGUCAAUCCCUUCGCCAGACUGCCACGGUACCUCUCUGUGAACGUCACACUUCUUCGCCGCAUUCCACCUCGCUCUAUCGUCACCAGACAACUACGAAAUCGCGAUUACGCCAGCAUUCAUCGCCUCCGAAUAAAUCCGAAGUAACAACCGUCGCGAUGGGCAAGAAGAAGCGCGGACACCCCGACGUCGAGGACGUCCUCUCCCGGCCUUGGUGCUAUUACUGCGAGCGUGAUUUUGAAGAUCUGAAGCUUCUCAUCUCCCAUCAGAAAGCCAAGCACUUCAAGUGCGACAGAUGCGGUCGCCGACUCAAUACCGCUGGAGGUCUCUCCGUCCAUCUGAACCAAGUUCACAAGGAAACUCUCACCCAAGUCGAGAAUGCGCUACCGAAUCGACAAGGCCUCGAUGUGGAGAUCUUCGGCAUGGAGGGUAUUCCCCAGGAUAUUUUGGACCAGCACAGGAACCGCAUCAUCCAGAACUUCUACCAGGCCCAAGAGGACCGCAGGAUCGCCACCGGCAACCCCUUACCUGGCCAGUCGAAACAGCCGAGGAAGAAACUCAAGGUUGAGACUCCCGAAGAGUUGAAGGCCCGCCUUGCCGAGCAUCGCGCACGACUGGCCGCCGGGCAUCCUCCCGCUACUAGUGGCAGCCCUGCCAAUGGCGCCCCUGCGAGCGCCAGCCCGGGUGCAUUUAACAACUCUCCGUACCCGCCGCCUCAAGCGCCUUACGGUGCGGCUCCCGAUCCGAACUACCCGCCUGGUGCUGCCCCUGGCGCUCCGGCCUACCCUCAACAGGGCUAUCCGCAAGGCAACUUUGGCGGUUUCUCUGCAUCAUCUCUUCCCGCGAGACCGACGAGUGGCCUUCAAGCGAUGCCCGGUCUACCUCAACGACCGCCCCAACAUGGCGGCCAGUUCUGGAAUGGCUCUGGCGCACCGCCGCCUGGCUUCCCAGGAGCAUCCACUGUCGAUGAGCUGGUUUCUGGAGCGGCACAACACGGAGACGAAAUCGACGAGCUCAUUCGCAGAGCCGAGUCCGGUAUCAAGCCAGCCAAGAAGCCCGAAGAUGAAGCCGGUGAUGAGGCCGCAGGCGACAAGAAGUCGAAGAAGGAUAAGAACGGCAGAAUGUUCUAUGCAGACACAGAGGUCAGCCCUGAGGAGCGCAUGGCGCAAAUACCGAGAUACGCCUACUGUCACUGCGAGAGGCUUUCAUCGAUUGACACGAUUUUCGAGACUCGGGACGACAACGGCAACCCUCCUGAGCGGAGUUUCAAUGGCGUAGCUGGUUUUGGGAUGUACAUAAAAAUUGUCCUGCAUUUCAACGAUCGUCGUUUCAUAGUGACCCGAAUUGCUGUCUCUGGAGCUGCGGAUGAAGAAGCUGGGAUAACCUCUGAUAUGGGCCGCGACGUGAUAGGUGGUCACGCGUCCGUAUCUGGACUUAGUUGCCAGCCUUGCUUACCUUGCUUGACGAGAUCGCACAAACGACGCAUGAUCCAUCCUUCUCAGAACAAAACAACACUGCAUCGCGUUGCGGAUCAUCGACAGAAUGGCACACGCUCGUACGCCAUUCUCUCCCACACCUGGGGCAACCAAGAGGUCGAAUUUCACCACAUGUCGAAUCUAAACAGUGCAAAGACGAGAACAGGAUGGAACAAAAUCAGGAUGACCUGCAAGCUUGCCCGCUCCAAAUUCAAGUACGCAUGGGUCGACACAUGCUGCAUUGACAAAAGCAGCAGCGCCGAGUUGACAGAAGCCAUCAACUCCAUGUACUCCUGGUAUCAAUCGGCCGAAAUAUGUUACGUCUACCUAGCAGACCUAAGUCCAAUACCUGAAGGGCUUAGGGGCACAUAUCGUUACGAUUACCUCAGAGACAAAUUACCCAAGUGCCGCUGGUUUUCUCGGGGCUGGACUCUCCAAGAGCUGAUAGCCUCAAAGCAAAUCGAGUUUUACGACAAGAAAUGGAACCUCGUAGGCGAGAAAAGUGACCUCAUAACUAUCAUUCAGGAGAUCACACGAGUUGACGUGAGCAUUUUACAAGACAAUUCAGACCUACAAACGCUCCCGGUAGCACGUCGCAUGUCCUGGGCCGCCGGCCGCAAAACCACAAGAGUCGAGGACAUUGCCUAUUGCCUCCUUGGUAUUUUUGAUAUCAAUAUGCCAUUGCUAUAUGGCGAGGGAUCAAAAGCAUUUCAAAGACUUCAAGAACACAUCGCCAAUGAGACCAACGACUUGAGCCUUUUUGCGUGGCAGAAAAAGAUCGACUACCAAGCGGCUUCAGCUCCAGGGCUCAGUGGUGUAUUCGCAGAGUCUCCAGCAGACUUUACAUACUGCUCUACCCUCAUGAGACACCGAGAUCGAUUUCAGUUCAGGAACGACUUUACCCUCACCAACAACGGUCUCCAAGUCAAGGCCCAAAAGCUCAGGCUGCCGGCGAAUGACGCUGCGGAAGCGGCGAACGAUGCUGACGCGUUCUACGCAUUGAGUCUUGAUUGUCUCGAAACCAGUGUCAGAACGCAAGGGACCCCCAAGUGGCUUGCAAUCUGGCUACUCAAGGUCGGAACGACGUUUGUUAGAGCGGUUCCAGAUCAGGUGUAUGCAUACAACUCGAGAUUACAAUGGUCUAAUGCCACGCUGGACACAUUUGAUGCCUGCAUCCGCAAGACGCUAUACGAUCACGAAACGACGCGGCUGGCGUCCUUCAUGGGAGCCAAGAUCGGAUUCGAGUACGACUCGCAGCUGAAAAACUUGAUUAUCUCCAAGACAGCGAACCCCGUGGAGGCAUGCGUGCGAUCCUCCGUCGCAGACUUUGUCUUUGACUGCCACGGGCUCGACAAUUUCGCUGGGACGCAUUGUUUCAAGAUCCAAUUCGGAUUUCCAUUACAGAAGGUUACCCUGGGCAUCAUCUGUGGCCUUCAGUGGGAUGGCUCGCGUUGUCGACCGUGGGCGGCACUUUUUGACGAGCUCUCGGUCGAAGGGACCGAAUCGGAGCUGCUGAUGAGAUACGCACAGGUGAUCCCUGGCGUUAAGGCUGAGGAGAGACUGUCGGAGAUUCGCGACUACAUGAUGUGUCGAUUCACGGAUCAAUCAGGCCUGUACAAGUCGAAUUUGAUGCCCAAGUCUGCAACCAUUAUUCAGUACGGGACUGUCAUCACACAUCGUAUCUGGAUCGAGGCGGAACCCAGAAAGAUUGACGAGGUUUCCUUCUCUCGAGGUUCGUCUUCUGCGUACAUCUUCAAGUAUGAUGUUGUUGCUUCCAUGCUCCUCUUCCCGCUCGAUAUGAGACGGCCGGGAUUGCUUGUUCGUGUGGGGACGGCAAGACGUGCCGAAGUUUUCCAAUUCACAUCACGAACCCAAGCGGUCGGGCUACUCAUGGGUGGCCGGGUAAUCUGGGGGACCAAAGUUGCUAACAAGGCGAGUUUUUUUGGUGGCGGCCGGGAUCAUGUUCACUUUGCGGCUAAAUGCAACUCUCCACUUCCAAUGUCACAACUGGUUGUUCCCCGCAGUGACUUUUGCCGCAAUUCUUCUAUCUUGUCUGCGUUUAGUUCAAUGUCUCCGAAGUCUGACCUGUUUGGUAUUGGUCUUCCAGAGUACUCAAGAGAAGCCUACUACCGUAACAUGGCACCGGCUCUUGAGCAAGUUGUGGCCGAACAAAGCCGGGCGUGGGGUAAAAGAGUCUUGGAAGCCGCUCGCUUCGAGGACCCGGCCGCGCCGCGCUGCGGGGAAAGCUCGACUCAAGCAUUUUGGAGGCUGGGGUGUCCCUCGCCCGUAUCGAGGAUGACCAUCUCUUCUCUACUGAGCAUGCCUCGUAACCUCGUCGGCCUCUGCUCCGGCCUGUCAUGGAGACCCAGGAAGUGGUCCCUUUUACCCGUCGGCCAGGAACCGUCAUCCCAUCUUGGCUGGUGUCAUCCGUCCCCGGCCGUCCAUGAAGGCGGUUCUCGUGCCAUUAUUGGUGGUUCUCCAUGUUUGUCUAGCUUGUGGUGCCGUUCCGUCAUCCUGGUCUGGGGUCUCCAACCGUUCCUGAUCCGAGGACUGAAGCACUUGCGCGCGCUAUUGGAUGCUCUGGAGCGUGAGCUUCACAAGCCCGCAGUCAUGGUGUUCGUCAACCUCAAGUCAAUCUCCCUUGUGGUCCUAUCGAGCCUGGCACCUUUGAUCUCGGCAUUGGGACAGCAACCGAUCGUCUCAUUCGAGAGUGCUUCAGGCAGCUUCCAGAUUGCCGGAGGAGAUGUCGGGACAGGCCAAAUUCUGGUAUCAGACGAUGAUUACUGGGGCGUCAUUCGGGCAGCAGGCGACCUAGCCUUGGAUUUUGGUCGGGUCACCGGCACAAAUUACACGCUCAGCAAUGGCGGAAACAGCUCCAAGCCUGCUCUGUACACCUUCUCGCCAGUGGAUGUCACCAAUAACACCGUUUACCGAGUUCUAGACGAACAGUCAUUUUCCGGUCCCAACUACACCAAUCCAGCCCCCGAUCGCACCGUUGUCAUCGCCGGCACAAUUGGUCAUUCAAAGGUCAUUGACAGCCUCAUCAAGGCCCAGAAACUCAAUACGAGUGAGGUUGAAGGACAGUGGGAGUCAUUCGUCAGCCAACUGAUCGACGAGCCCAUUCCGGGAUGCUCCCGGGCCCUUGUCAUUGCCGGUAGUGACCCUCGAGGCACCAUCUACGGCAUCUACGGCGUCAGCGAGCAGAUUGGAGUCAGCCCAUGGUACUUCUGGGCCGAUGUGCCGUCCAAGAAAGCGACUGAGAUCUACGCUCUGCCCGAACGUAAGGUCCAAGGAUCUCCUGCGGUCAAGUACCGUGGUUUCUUCAUCAACGACGAGCAGCCUGGUCUCUCCAGCUGGGUUUCAUGGAACGACACCUGGAAUAAUGCCGCAGGGUACAACUACCACUUCUACAGUCUCGUCAGCGAGCUUCUCCUGCGUCUCCGUGCCAACUACCUCUGGCCUACGCUCUGGGGAAGCAUGGUCUACGUCGACGACCCGCUAAACCAACCCCUCCUCGACGCAUACGAAGUCGUUCUCGGUGGCUCUCAUACCGAGCCUCUAAUGCGCGCUCAAAACGAGUUUAGAACAUUCUACCAGGGCCAAUGGGCCUAUAACCUCAACAACAAGACCAUUGACGACUACUUCCGCUACGGCGUGCAGCGUGCCAAGCCCUACGCUCGCAACAGCCUGUGGACGAUGGCCAUGCGCGGCACGGGUGAUACCGCUAUCGAGGGCAACUUGGGAGUCGAAGGCAUCGUCAAGAUGCUGGAGGAGCUCGUGGCCAAUCAGCGAUCCAUUAUCGAAGAGGGACUUGAAAUCGACAGUGCCUCGGAGGUUCCGUCAUUGUGGUGCCUUUACAAAGAGGUCCAGUCGUACCAAGAAAAGGGCCUCGUCGUGCCCGAGGACAUCACUCUACUGUGGGCUGACGACAACUGGGGCAAUGUCCGAAGGCUACCACUGGUAAACGAGACUGACCGGAGCGGCGGUGCCGGUGUCUACUACCACUUUGACUAUGUCGGUGACCCGCGCGACUACAAGUGGAUCAACACGAUUCAGCUGGAGAAGACGGCGGAGCAGAUGUCUUUGGCGUAUGCCCGGAAUGCGCGCAGGAUCUGGAUUGUCAACGUCGGUGACUUGAAGCCGCUCGAGAUUCCCAUCAGUCACUUCUUCGACCUCGCCUAUGACACCGAGAAGUGGGGGGUUGACGGCACUGGCAAGUGGCUCGAGGCUUGGGCAACCAGAGAGUUUGGCGGCGACCACGCGGGCAACAUCACGGACAUUUUGACGCGGUAUGGCAUGUACGCUGCUCGCAGAAAGUACGAAUUGGUUGAGCCAAACACAUACUCAGUCAUCAACUACAACGAGGCAGACGCGGUUCUGGGCCAGUGGGCCACCCUCCGCGAGCAAGCUCAAGCCGUCUACGAUGCCCUCGCUGAGGAAUAUCAGGCGGCUUUCUUCGAGAUGAUUUUGCAUCCCAUUUCGGCUGGCGAGAUCCUGCACAAGAUCCAGAUCAACGGUGCGAAGAACCAGCUGUUUGCAGGACAGAAGCGCAACCUGGCAAACGAUAUCAUUGACGAGUCCAGGAAAUUACUCGAUGCGGACGCCGAGCUGACUAUCCGAUGGGAUGAACUGAUCGACGGAAAGUGGCAGCAUAUGCUUGAUCAAACCCACCUCGGAUAUGAUGGUUACUGGCAACAGCCCAUGCGUAACACGCUCCCAGAUAUGCGCUAUGUUCAGACAGCCUUCCCAUCUCUGGGUGGCCAGAUUGGUGUCGGCGUCGAGGGGUCCAACGCCAGCGUUCAAGGUGACGACAAGUGGCACACCAACUCCGCCAACGACCUCGCCGUGCCCCCACUGGAUCCCUACGGGGCUAUCUCGCGCUACUUUGAGGUUUUUACCCGUGGCAAUACUGCAUGCCCUUGGACGGCCAGCCCUUGGCAGCCCUGGGUCAAGCUCUCCCAGUAUAAUGGCACGGUUGGCGGCAACAAUGGUACGGACAGUCGUGUCUGGAUCUCGAUCGACUGGGAGAAUGCGCCGACAGCUCCCAACGCGACGCAAGUGUACAUCAAUGUUACGACGCCGUGCAAAGGCAAAGAGAAGUACGCUGGAUCAGGACAGAGAGUCAUCGUGCCUGUUUUCAACCGGGCCGUGCCGUCCAACUUCACCAAGGGUUUUGUUGAGUCUGAUGGACAUGUUUCCAUCGAAGGACCGCACUACCAGAACAUCAUUGAGCCCAGCAACUCUACCGGGUCGAGCAACAGCAGCAGCAAACUCGAGUAUCACUUGUAUGAGAAUUACGGGCGCACGUUGGGUGGGAUUGGACUGUAUCCGCCCGAGUCGGAGAAGGUCAAGCUGGGUGAGGGACCGGCGCUGGAGUACCAAAUGUACCUCUUCAGCAACACCAGCAAAGCCAACGUCACGCUGUACAUCUCACCCACAUCCAACUAUCUCGGGGAUGGCAACCCUCUCGAGUAUGGCAUCUCGCUGUACCCGACCGGUGGAAGUGCACCGCAGCCCAAGACAGUGCAACCGGUGGGCAAGACGCAGGGGCAGAACAUGCCGGAUGGAUGGGGCUAUGCCGUGGGGGAUGCGGUCUGGGGACUCACCGGCAACUAUACGACAACGUCUUUUAACGUGACGCAGGAGGGCGCGUAUACGCUUCGCGUGUGGGCGCUUCUGCCGAACAUUAUCGUGCAAAAAGUUGUGGUUGACCUUGGUGGUGUGAGAAAGUCGUACUUGGGACCUCCCGAGAGUUUUUUGCUUGGACGCGAUGAGCAGGGCGCCGUCAAGCGGACCGCCUUUACAGAGACACCGGGAAUUUGUGUACCCGUAGUUCUGGUCCUUGGAGCGUUUCUUUGCCUUUCUUUUGCCCCGUUGUUAUCAGAUGUGGCUCAGGCGACAACAUCCAUUAUCAUUCGUCUGCUCACUGAUGGUGGUGGGUUCGGCAGGGGGAUUGGGGUUAGCGGAUCCGCUUUUGCCUCGCUAAAAAGGCUCCCGGUCGUCGGGGGCAACGGCGGCAGCUGGCGGAGUGCGCACACCGUCAGCUCAGAUCCGCCCAGCCCAGCCCGGCCCAGCACAGCUCAGACAGACAGACAGACAGAAACAGAGGGACCCUUCAAAUCAAGACAUUUCACGACCACCUACCGUCACUCCUCAUCUCCUAAUCUCUUAUCCAACUGCAGCUCUCUCCUUCCUUCCUUCCUUCCUUCCAUUCCAUCACCACCUCGCUCUCACCCUCACCCUCACUAA